Molecule: messenger RNA, 735 nt
Organism: Aspergillus calidoustus
Lineage: Eukaryota; Fungi; Ascomycota; Eurotiomycetes; Eurotiales; Aspergillaceae
Source: the annotation of a GenBank genome assembly
AUGGCCCAAUUCCUCGACAACCAGAAGGUGACGAUUUUCUCGGACAGUCAGGCCGCCAUUCAAGCGAUAGACGGGCCACACACCACGGGACAGCAGAUCAUCAGCUCGAUCAUCCAGGAAUGGGAUAAACUCCGGAGUCGGGGCGUCCAUGUAGCCAUACACUGGAUCCCGGCACAUCAAGGGAUCGAAGGCAAUGAACUAGCAGACAAGGCUGCGAAGGAAGCCACAGGAUGGAGACUCACGCGGAAUACCCGAGGACGAAACGUCCAAAUAGACACGGACUUUACAGCCCCAAGAUUGGAGGGCCUGAGACAACCCAUGUCUGCACUCAAGAGAAAGCUGAAAACACGAGCCUAUGAACAGUGGGAACGAAACUGGCACCAAGACACAAGAGGCCGCGCACUCUUCCAGAUCAUCAACACCCCGACCAAGAAAAACACAGAGAUCCACACCAAUCUAGACAAAGCGCUCUCAUCUAUAAUAACGCAAAUGAGGACGGGGCACAUAGGAUUAAGGCACUUCCUCUGUCAGAGGAAGGUCCCUGAAGUUGAGGACGGCCAGUGCCAGUGCCGGCGGGGGGAGCAGACCGUUGCACACAUCUUAUUCACCUGCCCCAGGUUUAAAGAUGAACGCAACGUGUGGCGGAACGAAGGCACAUGGCGGCGCGAGCCGCCAGAUACAUGCUGGAAACCAAGCUCCUUGGGCAAUUUAGGAGCGACGAUACGGAAAACUUAG